AUGAAAUUCACUGCCAUUACCGCAACAGUCGCUGCUCUUUUUGCUGCUGUCACUGCUCAAUCAGAAUACAUUGUAUCGCCCGAUAGGCAAUUGAACAUCUCUUCUCCUUUGAUGAAUGGUGUUUACGUAGCUGGUCAAAUUCUUCCUUUCAUCUAUACUCCUACUGUUGUUCCUUCCAACGUUCAAUUGAAUGUUUACCUUAGAAGUAUGACAGGUGUUUUCCCUGAACAAAUUGUUGCACAAAACGCCAACGUCGCCGCUGACCCUCUUGGCAGUGUUCCCAUCAACAUUGAUAACAUCAUGUACUACAAGCACUCUAUUAACUAUCCUAUUCCUUCUUAUACUCCCGCUGGUGCCUAUGAAGCUGUCUAUACCAAUCUAGCUGAUGGUAUCAGUACUAUUAUUCCUAUUGUUAUUCAACCCGGUCCUCAACCAUCAUCAUCUCGCGUUGUAGCUUCUUCUGCUCCUGCCACUGCUGCUCCUGCCACUGCUGCUGCUACUCCCAGUGCUUCUGCUUCUGCUUCCAGUGCUCCUGCUGCUUCCGCUUCCCCAGCUAAAUCCGCCUAA
Molecule: messenger RNA, 567 nt
Organism: Mycotypha africana
Lineage: Eukaryota; Fungi; Mucoromycota; Mucoromycetes; Mucorales; Mycotyphaceae
Exons: 3
Coding region: 1-567 (188 amino acids)
Source: RefSeq, a predicted model, not a curated record